Molecule: messenger RNA, 162 nt
Organism: Tinamus guttatus (white-throated tinamou)
Lineage: Eukaryota; Metazoa; Chordata; Aves; Tinamiformes; Tinamidae
Source: RefSeq, a predicted model, not a curated record
AUGCGAGAUGAUGUGUUGUAUGAAGAUGAUGAUGUAAAAGAAGCUCUGAGGAGGCUUCCGGAACCCGUUUACAACGAGAGAAUAUUUCGCAUGAAGAGAGCACUUGACUUGAGUCUGAAACACCAGAUCCUUCCAAAGGAUCAGUGGGUGAAAUACGAAGAG